Messenger RNA from Mizuhopecten yessoensis (Yesso scallop), 4109 nucleotides. Its product is annotated as rhomboid-related protein 2-like. Gene Ontology annotation, molecular function: serine-type endopeptidase activity; calcium ion binding. The transcript has 10 exons. The coding region runs from base 140 to 1447 and encodes 435 amino acids. Lineage: Eukaryota; Metazoa; Mollusca; Bivalvia; Pectinida; Pectinidae. The record is from RefSeq and is a predicted model, not a curated record. Gene Ontology annotation, cellular component: membrane.
UAGAUCUUAGAUGCCACUAAAAGAAACGCCUGUAUUGAUUAGGCGGACAUGACUGGUGAAGGAGGCUGUCGGAGACAAUGCCGUGUUAAUUAGGCUCAACGUUAAUCUAAGAGGCGUCACUCCCAACACCCACGCCACGAUGUCUGUUGCCACGGUUUUACCGAUAGAGAGCAGAGAAAUGCCGAGCCCGGGGCACGGGAGACGAGUGGGGAGUACAUCCACGUAUGGCCGUGCAAGUGUUUCAACAAUCGGUUCCACCGCGGGACGGAGCAGUACCUCAACCAAUGGACGGGGAAGUGUAUCGACAACCGGAAGAGGAAGUACGUCACGACCACCUAACGAUGUUGACCUUGUUUAUAUUCAGUCCUUUACCAAUCACCAGAUAGACAAAUGGAAAUCUUUAUUCGAGACAGUUGACCGGACCGGAGGCGGAGAAAUGACUGUCGAGGACUUUGAGCGCGUGCUGCGGGACCCAGAAUUCUACCCUGACCUUGACAGACACACGGCGGAAGUCCUGAUGAUGAAGUGUCUAGAACCAAACCGUCAGUUCAUUUCUUACCAGGAAUUCAUCAAUAUUAUGAGUAAUAAAAGAAAUCCAAGUUUCCGACUCGCCAUAGAGACACAGGGUAAGGAACAGUUCCUACUGACCAGUCAGUACCGCAGCAACACGACAUUUUUCCGCGGAAUGGUGCGCUACGUAGCCGAGCAGUACCUGACGGAUGAGCUGGACAGACAGUACUACGCAGACAAAUAUAGCUGCUGUCCGCCUCCGCUCUUCAUCCCUUUCAUAACUAUGGCAGAGGUGGGAUUCUUUGUGUAUCACUGCCUGGAGGCCAACAACAUUACCCCCACCGGUCCCGUCCCUGUGGAAAGCGUCUUUAUCUACCGUCCCGACCGCCGCCUACAGCUGUGGAGGUUCAUCUUCUAUAUGUUCAUACAUGCCGGGUGGGUACAUUUAUUUUUCAACAUGUUGGUACAAAUAAUCGUUGGUAUUCCCUUGGAGAUGGUUCAUGGUUCUUUCCGGAUUGCACUUGUGUAUCUGGCUGGAGUUCUUGCAGGGUCUCUAGGGACGUCAGUGUUCGACAUCAAAGUGUAUCUAGUUGGGGCCUCAGGAGGGGUGUACGCUUUAUUAGCAGCUCAUCUUGCAAAUGUCAUGCUGAAUUAUACUCAUAUGGAGUUUGGUGUAUUGAAAUUGGCAGCUGUUCUUGUUGUUGCUAGCGCAGAUGUUGGCUUCGCUAUUUGGGACCGAUAUUCCAGCUUGGACAAGGCGCCACCUGUCGGAUACACAGCCCAUCUAAUGGGGGCACUAGCAGGUCUAACCAUAGGACUUGUUGUUUUGAAAAACUUUGAACAAAAACUUCACGAACAGUACUUGUGGUGGAUAUCACUGUCUAUUUACCUAGCUUGUUUUGCGUUUGCUAUUUUCUGGAAUGUGUUUUAUUACUGACAUUUCUUCAGGAGGUCAUCAUCAUUAUUAUCAGCAGCAACGUCAUCAUCGUUGUCAUCCAUGCUUUCCUUGACUCAGGUACUGCCGAAUGGAGAUCUAAACCUGUCCUCAUCAACGUUAACAGCCUUGUGCGGUACGCGGACGCAGGCCUCCAAUCUGGUGCUCUAUAUCAUUGUACUCAUAUAGCAUACCACUACUACUAUUACUACCGAAUAGCUCUUGUUUCUGGGUCAUAUACAGCUGCGGAACUCCAUUGCACUUUUGUCCUUUGCCACCCGUAGACUUUCGAUUUAUAGUUGAAACUUAUAUCUCAUAAUGUGGUUCUCUGACUGAAUGAUCCUUGACGCGGUUAAAUUUUCAGCCACAACAUACGUAAUUUCGUAUUAAUUCCCACCAGGUAUCCUCAGACAUCACGUAAAUAGUUUAUGUGUAUGAAUAGUUCAGGUAGAGAAUGAACAUACGUAGAUGUUCCUUUGGUAUAGUAUUUUUCAAAGACGUGAUAAGCAGAGAGCGCUGUUUUUAAUUAAGACGAUUGUUAUAUAUUGUUAAUGGAUGGGGACAUUCACUUAAGGUAGAGACGCUAAGUAUACAGGUGUUGGGUGAACUGAAUAGUAAAAUCGGACGUUUUACAAAUGGGAAUGGAUCAUAUGUUCGUUCAAAUAUAUAUAUAUAGCAAAUGUGUAUUGCCGUCCGUAGCUAUGUUGAAUAAAAACAACUAUGGUUCUUCAUCAAAACGUUUCAAAGAAAGUAUGGGCCAGCUAUAUCUACAUUGACGUAGAAAAGUACAUUCGCUAUAAGAUGUUCUAACUCGCUCGAACAUACCAUGCUGGGAUGCAUCCUAAUAUUCAAGUUUGAGGGGUGGAUGUAUGUGUAAGUGCUCAGACUUAUAAAAAAAAGUUUAGCUAUCAAAAAAUUCUAAAUUUUGCUUUUUAAACAGAUAUAAUGAUUUGAUUACCAAUGUUGGCGUUGCUUCACUAUUCAUAAAUUUUAUAAGAUCAAUCAAUUAAGUGCUAGCUUUCUUAAAACCGUUCCUGUCAGAGUAAAUACAAAGCGAUUUGAAAACAAAUAUACCUGAUCGAUCUAUUAACGGGAAACUUUACUUCAAUGCUUAGUGUAUAUAUACCUGUGAUAACUGAUGUAAAUAUUGUGUUUUUGGAGACAGGCUGUGAAAACAUUGUCAUAAUGUUUAGUACGUUCGUUUUGUUUGUUUUUAAAACACGCUUAUUUAUUUGUUUUACAUUUUUGUCAAAGGUAAACGUUUUAUAGUAGUUGUUAUAAACUUCAUGAGCGAGUGUGAACUGACAAAGUUUGAUUCUUUUUGUAUGACGAGAUGUAGGAUAUGUAUGACGAGAUGUAGGAUAUGUAUGACGAGAUGCAGGAUAUGUAUGACGAGAUGUAGUAUAUGUAUGACGAGAUGUAGGAUAUGUAUGACGAGAUGUAGGAUAUGUAUGACGAGAUGUAGGAUAUGUAUGACGAGAUGUAUGACGAGAUGUAGGAUAUGUAUCAGCGGUUUUUUAAGUGUACAUGGUAGGUAUGCGUAACACUAGCAGAGGCCUUCACGACUGGACAAGUCCAAUGGUUAUGUACUGCUGUUUAGGGAACAACACUCGUAUGAACUAUUUUUGUGAAAUUUCGCUAAUACAAGAGUGUGGGCUUAUAUCAUGAUUAAUUCGGAACAUGUACAAACGUUCAACUUUAUACGGACAAUUUCAUCUUAAUAUAUAAGAUAUAUAUUGUUAUAAAGCAUUGUUUGUUUUCUGUGCAGAAAAUUGAAUUGUAUAUCAGAUGUUACCAAUACGUUAUCAUUAUUUGAUUAUUGAUAUAAUUUACAUACAUAAUUUACAUACAAUAUGUACAUACAUAAUUUUCUUACUUCAUGUACAUACAUAAUUUGCAUACUCCAUAUACAUGCCUAAAUUGCAUACAUUAUUUACAUGCCUAAUUUACAUACAUCAUGUACAUACAUAAUUUACAUACCUCAUGUACAUAUAUAAUUUACAUACAUCAUGUACAUACAUAAUUUACAUUUAUCAUGUGCAUGCCUAAUUUGCAUACAUCAUUUACAUACAUUACCUACACGCAUUAUAACAUACAUAAUGUAGAUAAUGUAUUUUCACGAAAAUGUACUUACUUCUAUAUAUGCCUAAUUUACAUACACAAUAAAAAUACAAUAUAUACAUACUGGACACAUACAUAAUGUACAUAAUAUUCAUGCAUACUACACAUAAACAUACUAUGCAUACAUUAUUCUCUACUUGAGUGCUUUAUCUAUUAGUUUGAAAUAAGACAGAAAGUAAUGCUUGUAAGAAAUUAUAUACUGAAUGAGAACAAAAACAGUCUUUCGAAACUUACUUAGCUGUCCUUGUCAUUUCAAAUGUGAAAUACCAAACUAUUAAGGAUAUACUUCCCUUCCCUUGUUAUUUAUUAAUUAAUUUAUUUUUGUGCGAUAUUUUUGUUUUAGAUUUCAUCAUUCACUGUUUAUAAGUGUAACAACAAUUAUUUCUUAGAAUACUGAAAUACAUUUCCUCGGAUUUCGUCCAACAACAAUUGUGCAGGGAAUUUGCUGGCAUUUAUUAUCUCUCCGUGAAGUAGCGAUAAACUGUUUCAUUUAUUGAAUAGUUAUUUUCGGAGGAACAGUAUAUAAAUAUAACAUUCAUUAGCA